GGUCAGCUGCUCAUUCUGCACGGUCUCCAUCAGAGUCAUCAAGUACUCUGCAAGAAUCCGCUUCUGUACACCCAGUGCCCCAGAUGGUUGUGUAUGCCAGCUACUUACCACUCCAUUUGAGUGAACAGAAGAUUUCCAUACUUGGGCAGAUGGCUGAUUCAUCAGAGAAAUUGAGACAAUAUGGAUUAUCACACAUUUACAAUCAUCCAGUACUUGUGUCUAGGACUAGAUCAUGUCCACUAGUAACUCCACCAAAACCACUUCCUGUUCCACGAUGGAAACUUUUACAAAACAAAGAGGUGAACAUAACAGAUGAAGCCAAAGAGCACGUAGAAAAGAAACCUGACCAGUUUGUAGAAAUCAGCACACCUUUUCUGAACUUUCGACUAAAUCCACUUACUGUGCCAUCUGAAGGACAUAUUACUGGCACUUCCAGGAGAAGCUCCACUCUGAUGUCCAGUCUAGCAUCUGUCAGUGAGACUGAAGAGAUUGACCAGGAAAGCAAUACAGAC
Messenger RNA from Staurois parvus, 512 nucleotides. The record is from the annotation of a GenBank genome assembly. Lineage: Eukaryota; Metazoa; Chordata; Amphibia; Anura; Ranidae.